AUGAAACAAUGGGUGUUACCAGCCAGACUCUAACGAGAGUGAUCAGUUACGGUGAGCUAUUGCCAGCAGGAGAGAGGAAAAAUCUUUUUGUAGGUGAUAAUCAAACUGGACCAUUUGCAGCAGUUGACAAGAAGUUGUGAGGAACAGUGUGUGUGUGUGGUGGGGGAGAAUAAACACGGGGAAAUAGUUUUUCCUUUGUGUAAUGACCCAUCCACUCCCAGUCUGUGUUCAAGCCUAAUUUAAUGGUGUCCAUUUUGCAAAUUAAUUCCCGUUCAGCACUCUCUCGUGGGAGUCUCUUGUGGAAGGUUUUUUUGUUGUUGUAAUAUUGCGACUUUUAGGUCUGUAAUCGAGUGGCCAGGGAGGUUGAAGUGUUUCCCCCACCGGUUUUUGAAUGCUGACGUCCGAUUUGUGUCCGUUUAUUCUUGUACGGAGAGACUGGCCAAUGUACGUGGCAGAACAUAGCCCUCUGAAACCUACCGGCAGGGGACGGGAUUAACGCGUUGGCUUAUUCCUAGUCUCUGCACUCACAAAGUUGUCUCUGGUCACGUUGGUUAUUGGCGUGGCCUGCGUGCCCUACCGGCUGGGUUCCCGGGAUGGCGCGGCUGGCCCCCCAAAGCUGCCAAUCUGUGUAAGAAACGAGACAAGCAAACAGAGUAGGGCCGGUCAGCGGGAUGAGUUGGGGUCUCGGCCUGCAACCAGCCUCACCGUUACCAAUUUUUCUGUUGAGGGAAGAGUUUAUAUUACCGGGUCUAAAAUCACCCCCCUAACCGAGACAGCUGUCCCAGUAAAACGUGGGGUCGGUCCAUAUUUGAGGUACCCCGGGGGUACGCAGAGGUCCUCCAGGGGGUUCAUCAACUCCUCUAGAUACUUGCCUGCAUACCAGGCGACAUAAAAAGCGCUAGCGACGUCAGUCCAAACGGCAAUCUCAUGCAGCCCAAAGGAGGACAUCAGCAACCAUUCAGUCUCAGCCUGGCUGGGACGCGUCUGUACUUCCGUGUCUGAUUUCGUAAGCGCGUCGUUUUUACGGAGAGUGGAACUGAGGCUGGGGGGGGGAUUAAGUGACUCGACCAAGGUUGGACGGGGACUCGGUGGCGGAGAUGGAAAUCGAGCCGGGAUCGCCUGAGCCGCAGGCCUCUCCUUCCUAAAAAGUCAAUGGUACCUUCGGCCUGCGAGUUAUAACCAGAGGAUUAAGGGGACCCCCCCAGCACGGUAGCAGGGGGGGCGCACACAACUGGGGAGAUCAAGGAAAACCCUGGGGACCAUCGCAGCAGCGGCCAGGCAUGGAGGAGGAGACCUGCACGCCCCUCGUCCCAUUUGCUACGCAGUCCAAGGUGGUCAGCCGAGAUGAACCCAACGCCGACGCCACGGAGCUCCCCACCCGUCAGCGAGGCCCGUCUGACAACGCGGAUGGAUUCUGGAGCGGGCUUAGCCAGCGGCCAAGCCCGCCCUGGAUGGAAGAAUACAGGGAAGCCUCACCCCUGCUGAGGUCCAGCUCUGCCGUCCGCAGGCCCGAUGCCCAGACAGACGCAGGCUCCUGGCCCGCGCUGGCCAUCCCGCAGGCUCUCCCCUCUCCUCGGGAGCUGUGUCGGAGGAGAAGCGGCCGGCUGAAACGAAGGAGACCGGCGAACGGCAGCGUGAUGUCGGUCUGUUACCACCUGGAGGACCUGAAGAAAAGGCAAAGCAGCAUUGAUCAGCUGAAGAGGCUGAAAUGGGGUGGAUACGGAUCCCCAGCCAGCUCUGAAGGGCUCGAAGGCGCCGCUGUCUCUCUAGCCGAAGAAUUGCAAAGCGGAAGAGACCUGCUGAGCCGUUUGACCAAGCCAAGACCUUCCUGGCUCUGGGAAGAGGACUCCUUUGUUAGCUGCAGCGGCAGCGGGCAGCGGAGCUGCAGCCCGGGAGAGCAGCCAGGGAUCCCCGAGGGACGCCGGGGGGGCUCCUCCCUGGUGGCCACGGCAGACCGACCCCAGCCGCCGGGCAGGUGCCUGCCUCAGGAAGCCUUCUGGGGCUUUCGGUACCAGCCCGAAGAGUGAUCGUGAAGUGCUCAGCGUGGGGGGGCUAUCACCCACGCACGCUUGCAGCAGGCCUUAUAUUGAAACUGGAUUCACUCCCCUCUCCUGAUAUCCGGCGACGGGAAAGCGACCCCCCCCCCCACGCCCCUCCGAGCGCCUGCUUGGUUCCUGGUUAUUGACUGUUUCGUGCCUUGGUUUUUGGUUGGGGUUUUUGUUUUUUGGGCAAGGAAAGCAACCGCUUCCGUCCUGAUGCUCUCUGUGGGCUUUCGGGACCCGGCUCCGUAGCCAGAAAGACGCCGGCAGGAUUGUUUCCAUAGUGAUUCAGCGCGAGCAGAAAAGAAGAGGGGGCUGCCUGUAUUCCCCCGCACCUACCUAUCGGAGGGGGGGUUUUAGUUAGCAAAGGCUUCGAGAGCGAAGCCACCCAGGCAACGGUGCCGAAGCAAAUCUGCUGCCUUCCGCGCCUGGGAAGGAUGAGCCACCCUGGCGCGCGAUGAAACGGUCUCGAAGCCGUGUCCCCCGGCCGCCGUCCCCACCCGAAAUACUCAGAUAAGCCUCCAGCACCUGGGCUGAAGUUUGGCUCCGUCUCGCGGCCCCGGGUGGAAGGCUGCGUUGGCCAGUGGGAGCCUACCCUCUGGUGUCGUGGGAGACAGCGGGGAAAGGCAAAAGCCAUGGGUGGCACGGUCCCGGGACGCUCGGCGACGCUUCUCUUCUCCCCACCAAGAGCCGUCCAGGUGAGGUAAGUGCGGAGCGGGGCACCGAGGGGAGAGGCGAUCCCGCUGGCUUUCCCCAAACCAUCGUGUCAGGGAGAGCGGGGUGCGAAUCUGGACCUCCGGCCAGUUCCCCCUGUCCCUAGUUUCGGGGUAAUGAAUUAUAAAUCAGCCUUGAGGAAACACCUUGAGCCCAUGGGAACCAAACGCCUGAUCCUCCGGCGCUCUUUGGAAAACCCACACCCCCCUCCUGGCUCAUUUCGGAAGGCCGAUGUGACUGGAAACAGCGAGGGUGAAAUUCAGUCGUUCCCGGUUAAUUUCCCCGCCAGAACAAUCAGGGUUCUUACCCGACUGACAGUCCCGGUGGCUGGCUUUUCGUUUCGCUAAUUCAGAAAAACCCCACGGCAAACUUUGAAUGAUACCAUCUCUUUGAGGGUUUUGUUACGGAAACAAGCUAUAUUCUUUCCCGGGAAUGUACCCCCGCUUUGUGCAAGGACGGUGGCGGGGUGAGGUUCAGCCAGUAUUGGCACCCGACUCUUCCAGCGCCGCAGGAGAAAAAGCCCAGGCUCUCGGCAAUGUUCAGACCGUCUGUUGUCACGGCAAAAACGGUCAGCGUUGGGCUUCUGAAGGCGUCACAUCCUAGCCGGCUGCGACUAGUCUCUCUGGAUGUACCAGCUGUUUGGUGUGAGGGGUUUGUGGUCUGGUCCUGUGUCAUGAGCUCAUGUGCAGUAAUAUCGGAGGCCAGUAACGAACAUAAGCCCACGCUUAAUUCGAUGUCCAGCCCUGAGUGGAAAUACCUAGCUGAAUCCAGGCCCAAAUGAUUCAUGUUUUUACCGUUCCACAGCAUUUAGUGUGUAUUUUUUGAAGUUAACAAGAGAGAUCCGUUGUUCAAACUAUAGGAGACGUGACCCUAAAGGUUUACUGGAUAAAUCCUUCGUUUAUCUCGCGGUCGAGUGACCCUACGCGAAAUCCGUGCUAGAAUUCUGGUCUCGACGUUGCUGCUUUUCGAUGCCUCCGGCUUAGCUCAGCUUGUCUCGAAAGGUUCUUCCGACAGGGGUUGUCCUCUCCUGCCUUCGUUGUGGGAAGUGCAGCUUCUUUAUAAUCCGCGCUAUUAAACGAAGUGGAAACACUUGGCCGUGUUUACAUUUUUUCCCCCUCAAAAGAGCGUUGUGGAAAGAAGCUGAAAUAGGACAGAGCCAAAUUUCUGCCAUGGUAGCACCUCUCGGGGGGCCCCGUUGUGCCGGGUGCUGCGGAGACACAGAGCGGGAGAGGGGGGAGCUCGUCGGCACAGGC
Molecule: messenger RNA, 4006 nt
Organism: Mauremys mutica (yellowpond turtle)
Lineage: Eukaryota; Metazoa; Chordata; Testudines; Geoemydidae
Gene: INCA1
Product: inhibitor of CDK, cyclin A1 interacting protein 1
Exons: 7
Coding region: 1281-2027 (248 amino acids)
Biological process (GO): negative regulation of cell population proliferation; negative regulation of cyclin-dependent protein serine/threonine kinase activity
Cellular component (GO): cytoplasm
Molecular function (GO): cyclin binding; cyclin-dependent protein serine/threonine kinase inhibitor activity
Source: RefSeq, a predicted model, not a curated record